This is a messenger RNA of Anisakis simplex (herring worm), 3162 nucleotides long. The record is from the annotation of a GenBank genome assembly. NCBI's taxonomy places the organism in Eukaryota, Metazoa, Nematoda, Chromadorea, Rhabditida, Anisakidae.
AUGGCAGAGAAUAGCAAAGGUGCUGUGAGUGAGUUGCAAGAGGAUGCAUCCGAGGACGACGGAGGAGGAGUGAAAUCGGAUGUGGAUGCAGCAGCCGAAAGUGUGAUGGAUUCUGAUUCUGAACUGAACAGUCUGAUCAGAAGCUGUAGAAAAGAGUUGAAUAAAGACGAUAAUGAUGGCGGUGGUGAGCAGGCGUCGAGCAAUGCAACCAGUAAAACGAGUAAAACUGAAAAAUCGUCAACAAAUAAGUCGAAGUCGAAGACCAAAAACGAUUAUGGACCCGAAUAUAUGUAUGAAUAUGAUGAAGAAGAUAGUGAUGGUGGAGAACAGUGUGAAGCGAAUGAAGAAAAUAAUACUGCGGAAUCAUCAGAGAAAAGUAACGACGAAACGAAAGACGAACCAGAAAAACUUAGAAGAUCCAAGCGAGGUGGUGGUGGCGGUGGUAGUAUUAGCACUGAACAGCUGAAAAAGGAAUCGAAGAAAGCAAAAUUGCGCAAAGAUUGUGAAGAGGUUAAGGAAGAAAGUAUCGAUGGCAAUGACAAUGACAGUGAAGAGCAUGAUGAAGUGGAUGAGGAGAGUCCGGUUGUUAUUAAACGCUCAAAAAUUGACAAACUGUUGGCGAAAAGACUGGAUUUGAGUGAUUCGGAAGAAGAAGGUGAACGGGAAAUGGAAAAGGACGCAAAUGAACGAUCAGAAAAAGCGACUGGGAAUAAGUCGAAGAAAAAUAAGAAAAAAGAAUACGCGACUCGAUCAACGAUGAGGCAAAAAAGAAAAAAGAAACGUGCUCGUAUCGAAGAGGACGACAGUUCCGACGGUACCGGCCAGGAUGCAAGUGAUAUAGACAGUGAUAUCGUUGAGGUUGAGAGUGCCAGUGAUGAUGAUAAUAAGAACGAUAAAGGUGAUGAAAGCGCUAAGAAACGACGAGGUGCGAAGGCGAUAAUGGGCAAGAAUAAACUAACAAAAGAGACAGUGGACGCAGAAAAAGCCGAACGGGAACGACGAAAGCGAAUUGAGGCGAAACAAAAAGAGUUCAAUGGUAUCGAAUUGGUACAAGGAAGUAGUGCAAAUGAUUUGGCGAGUGCGUUGACGGAAUCCUCAACACAGCCAAUACGUCUGAAGAAUGUAGUGCUGGACAGAGAUGAGCACAGUGACGAGCCGUGUCCAGUGAGUGUGCAUCAGUCGUUGGUGAAGUGCUUGAAGAAACAUCAAGCCGAGGGCAUUCAGUUCCUGUACAAUUGCACAAUUGAAUCGUUGCAACGACUGAACAAAGACGAGGGUGGUGGUGCGAUACUGGCACAUUGUAUGGGAUUGGGAAAGACAUUACAGGUGAUCGCAUUCUUACACACCAUAAUGAUGCAUCCGAAAAUCAGUCAGAAAGUGAAACGGGUGUUGGUUGUGGUGCCGAAGAAUGUUGUGUUGAACUGGUUCAAAGAAUUCGAAAAGUGGCUCGAUAAUGACAAUGUGGAUCGAGACUUGGACACCAUUAAUACGUGGUUUGAAAGUGAUGAACCGAGUGUGAUGAUAAUUGGUUAUGAUAUGUUCCGAAUAUUGACCAGAGAUGAGGAUGACAACAGCAGUAAGAGUAAAAAGAAUGACACGAAACGCAAGCCAUCGAAGCAAGCACGUAGACUGAUGAGACUGCAACCAGAUUUUCGCAAAUUUCUGCAAGAUCCAGGACCCGAUUUGAUCGUGUGCGAUGAGGCACAUAAACUGAAGAAUGACGAAUCGGCGCUGACAAAAACGAUGAAAAAAAUUCAAACGAAACGACGAAUUUGUUUGACUGGAACACCGUUGCAGAACAAUUUAAUGGAAUAUCACUGCAUGGUGAGCUUUGUAAAGCAAGGUUUAUUGGGUACGAAGCAUGAGUUCUCGAAUCGAUUCGCGAAUAUCAUAAAUCGUGGACGAUUGAAGGAUGCGACGGCAGCUGAGCGUGUUGACUAUCGCGUUCUGAUGGACUCGAUUCCACCGAAACAAGAGUACGUGAUAAAUGUGCGUUUAACACCGAAGCAAGUGAAGUUGUAUCGCUGCUUCUUGGAGCGUGUUGGUCAGGAUAGUACGGGUCUGAGCAAGAGACUUUUACCCGAUUAUCACAUCUUGUCGCGGAUAUGGACACAUCCCCAUCAAUUGCUCGCUCAUGAGAUUGUAGUUGAGAGAAAGCGAUUGCUUGAAGACGAUAAAGAGGAUCUGGAGGAAUUUAUUGAUGAUGGUGAGGAGACACCGUCGGUGAUUGAGACGUCUGACGAUGACGUAGUUGCUUUAGAUGAUUUGAACGAAGAGAAUGGUGAUGAUGAUGCCGUUGCGAGUACAUCGAAGCUGAAGAAUUCAGAUGCGAAAGCAACUCGAAAAUCGAAACGUUUGGCUGGCGAAGAAGAUUCGAUGGAUGACUCACCACCAACACCGCCCGAGUUCCGUGGAUGGUACGCGAAAACGGGUUUGGUAUCAGCCGAGGAUGAGAACGACUUCAAUUUGAGCAAUAAACUGCUGUUGCUUGUUGCGAUCAUCAAGAAAUGCGAAGAAAUCGGUGAUAAAUUAAUGAUUAAUUCAUCUGAAAUAGAUCGUUUGUUGCGAGACAUAAUUUUGUCACAUCAAGACGCGAUCGUCAAUUAUUUACAACACGAUUCGUUGUUCGAGGACAUCGAAGAAGAGAAACUUACUGAGCAGGAAUGCCAAGAAGCAUGGGAGGAUUACGAGCGGGAGAAGACGAUGGCAGCACCGAUUCGAGGUGUAUAUCUGCCGUAUGAACAUCAGCUGGCUGCCGAUCAAAAUCAUAUCAUGAUGAUGGCGAAGAAAAUGAAUGAUAAUAAUCAAAUGUUGUAUCGACUUCAAACGGACGAGAUUUUCGUACAGGCGUUUACAGUGACUGGCAUGGAACAGGAUGUUGCCAUGAAACUGGCGUAUAUGAAAAUAAGUCUGGAUAGUCUGUUGCCGCAUAUGCCUGCAGAAACGCGUGGCGCAAUCACUGGAUUUGGUGUGUUCUUCUCGGGUCUUAUUAAAGAGAUCAACCGCGAGAAACAAACACCACGAGAGUUGAUGGAUAGAGCAUUGCGAACGUUCAGACAAGUCGUCGAAUUGACAAGACACAUCCCCGCAUGCCAGCCGCUAUUGAGACAUCUCUACCGCAGCAGCAAUCAAUUCUUUGAUCCGACUCGACCAGCACCUUGA